This is a messenger RNA of Chenopodium quinoa (quinoa), 2532 nucleotides long. RefSeq lists its product as uncharacterized. The transcript is spliced from 4 exons. Bases 788 to 1966 code for a protein of 392 amino acids. The record is from RefSeq and is a predicted model, not a curated record. NCBI's taxonomy places the organism in Eukaryota, Viridiplantae, Streptophyta, Magnoliopsida, Caryophyllales, Amaranthaceae.
AAUGAGCUUAGAUACCCACCUAAAACAUGUGCAAAAUAAGACCUAUCAUUACCCAUAACAAUUUUCCCCUAAUUGCUUCAUAUGGGUAGCUAUGUACAUGUUCAACAAUUAAAACAACAGAAAUAAAAUAAAUUGAAAAGAAAAACAAAAAAAUUAAAAACUGAUUAUUCGAGGGCAUAAUCGUCCUUCAACUUGGCGCACUAGUUAAAGAAGUUACUCCAACUUCCCAGUAAUUUAAUAACCGUCACUUCGCAUCUUUAUUACUGCUACACGCUUCUCGCUUCCCAAAAUUACUGCUUUCUCCUCUUUCCCCUUUCUCUCUUUUUUUUUCUCUCUCUUGCGCAGGAAAUUUUCAGGAGAAUUUAAAGCGGCAGAGAGCGGCGAUUCUUUAUUCAAGCUUUUAAUAACUUCAAUCGACAUGUAAUUACUUCAAUUAUCUGUUUACUUAGUUAAUUUCGGCGAAUGUCAAGUAGAAUUUUUGAAGCUAGGUCUAGGUUUUCAAUUCGAGUUGUUGAGAAGAGAGGAACGGUUGUUUCAAAAAAGAAAACAAUGACUAAGGCGGAGUCGUUGAUGACACCAUGCAUGAUGGCGGGUUUUAUGAAAAUGGCGGGGUUUCCUGAGACCGCUUUCGCCCUUGUUCCGGGCAAAGGUUAGAAGGUGGAGAAUUGUCCUAAAGGGUUUUGUUGUAUUCUUUAGAUACCCGUUCUUGGAGACAGGGGUUGAAUUUCCCUUCAAGCCUCUAACCAAAUCUUUCUUCGAUGUGCUGGGGUUAAGCCCUGGGCAAUUAAUGCCGUCUGGUUGGAGGAUUUUGUCAGUUUUGGAGGAAAUUACUAAAGAUUGGGAAUAUCCCUUUACUUACGAGGAUUUAAUUGAAGCUUAUGAUAUAAAGAUGAAGAAGGAUCGUUUUGUGAGUGUACAUAAGGAGGAGGAACAAUUGGUUUUGAACACUGAGUGUAAUGACAGGGGUUGGGCUCAGUACUUCGUUUUCGUCGAGAAGACGUCACUAGAUCUUAAUCUCGACUUUCUCAAGCCAACGGAGAGAUCGUCGUCGAAGAUAAAGAGGAUACUAGAAGCAGGGCACGCGAAGAGGACGAGACACACUCUAGGUGAAUUGUCAGGUCAAAGGAUAAGAGAAUUACCAAGAACCCCCCAAAGAGUCGAGGAUUUAGAGGAAACUAUGUCUACAUAUCCGUCGGAGUCUGCAGCGCAGGGUGGUUGUCGAGGACGAAACGUACCCCAGGCCGAGAAAGAUGCACGAAUGAGGAGGAAGCACGGGUUAGCUCCACAGGAGGCGACACUGUCGUCGGCGGUGGACAGGACGGAGCAGCUUCAUACUUUGCUGUCGCCGGAGAAAGUUGGCGAUGCAUCUGUCCUGGUCCAUGUGUCGUCGUCUCCUCCCCAUAAACAACAGAAAACGGACGACGCUCCAGUGCCUCAAGACUUAGAGAUGCAUUUUCCUACCGAUUUCCUAAGUCUUACUAAGGAGACUCGCCAACCUUUGUUCCCACAUCUGAAUCAGCUGUUAUUUCCUAGCUCUCGAGAAGGAUUGGUUGGGACUUCCACCUUGGAUAUUGCGCCAAAGUCUUCUUUCGUUCAUCUCUAUUGUUUGCAAAACUCUUUGGUUUUGAGGGAGAGGGUGAUUCAGUUGGCUAAAGAGAUGAGGAGGCUGGAUGAUGUUGCAAAGAAUAGUGAGGCCAAGGUGUCGACUGCGAUGAGGCAGUUUGUGACUGUGAAGAAGCAAUUUGACUAUGCGGCUAAGAAGGUGGACGAACUGGAAAGUCAACUAGAGGAGCAAACAAAAAAAAUGGAGGAACAAGCCCAACAGCUGAAGGAUCAGGCCAAGCAAUUGAAGGAACAAGCCCAGCAAUUGGAGGAUAAGGCUGUGGUUAUACAGGAUCAAGAGGAAGCUUUGUUGAAGGUGAAGGAACAACUAUCGACAGUUCAAAAGGACUUGGAUGACGCUUAAGAUGUGAGUGUUGAACUGGAGAUCAAGCUUAGGGCUCAGCUAAUGAAGGACUACCUGGAUGGGAAGGCUACAGAGUGGCGUCCGCAAGAAGAUAUUGAUCGUUUCUUGGCCAAUGAAGGGACUCUUGCCGAGCUGGGAGAAGAUAGAUGCUGCAAUUAUUUCGACUGCAGAGUCGAAACCUCACCCCGUCGAACGUUGCUCCUCUUAUCGUUGACGAGGCUGUGCCGCAACUGGCCGUUGGUGAAGGCGUCGGAGACAAUGCUCCUGUUGACGAGAUCAUGAAGGACGUCGUCGAAGAGUGAAUGUUGAUGGCGAUGCUGAUGCUUAAGGGCCAUCACUUGUGAUGGUUUUGAUUUCUUUUGCUGUGUUUUUCCGCAUUCGUCUCGUACUUUGGUACUUUGGUUCAUUUUUUUUUAUUUUUUUUACUUGGAUGAUUUUGUCGUAGUUUUUCAAAUACUUUUGUUCAUAUAUUGUUGCCUUUUGUUCCACUUGAUGGCAAGUGGUUCUUUUGAAUAUUGUCAUGACCUUUGUCGUAGCUUUACAAAUGAUGUUUUCUCUUUGUUUCA